CUACAAUGUCGAAAAUCGAUGUCCACCACCACUUCUAUUCCACUGCCAUCACAGAGGCCAUUGAAAAUGCCGGCGGGGAUCCUUCCGGCUGGACUCUUCCCCCCUGGACCAUAGAAGCCGACAAAGAAAUCAACGUCGCGGUGGGAACAGAUAUCGCCAUCCUCUCUGUGACUGCUCCAGGCGCGUGCAUCGAAAGCAACCCAGUCAACGCCGCCAAGUUGGCUCGUCAGAUCAAUGAAGACGGUGCGGCGAUCCGAGACGCCCAUCCCACCAAAUAUGGCUUCUUCGCCUCCCUGCCUUCUUUACUCGACACUGACCUUGCCCUCGGCGAGAUUGAGUAUGCCCUCGAAACUCUCCAUGCCGACGGGGUGGUGGUCUUCACCCGCUAUGGUGAAGACUACCAUUACCUUGGCCAUCCAGACUUCCAGCCCAUCUGGAAGGAAUUGAACCGUCGCAAGGCCGUUGUCUUUGUCCAUCCAACCCAUCUGGCUGAUACUAGACUCAUCAGCCCUCACCUCCCGCAGCCGAUGUUCGACUACGCCCAUGAAACGGGCCGCACAGCCAUCGACCUCAUCACCAGCGGCGCUCUUGAAAAUGCCCCAAACUGCAAGAUUAUCCUUUCGCACGCUGGUGGGACUUUGCCUUAUCUGAUCUAUCGCGUUGCCGGCAUGAUUCCGCACACCCCGUUUACUAUAGGGAAGACCACCAAGGAUUUACUCACCCUCGCAAAGCGCUUCUACUUUGAUACCGCCCUCUCUGGCUCAAAGAUGACGCUGGACUUGCUGUAUUCCUUUGCUUAUCCAGGUCAUGUACUCUUCGGAUCCGACUUUCCUAAUGCCCCAAGGGAGGGGAUCGAGUAUUUCUCUGCCAUGUUCGAUGCGUACAGUGACGACCAUCAGCGGAAUACCAGGGAGGCAGCGCUGGCGUUGUUUCCAAGGUUUCGAUGA
Molecule: messenger RNA, 947 nt
Organism: Penicilliopsis zonata CBS 506.65
Lineage: Eukaryota; Fungi; Ascomycota; Eurotiomycetes; Eurotiales; Aspergillaceae
Exons: 2
Coding region: 6-947 (313 amino acids)
Biological process (GO): secondary metabolic process
Cellular component (GO): cytoplasm; cytosol
Molecular function (GO): carboxy-lyase activity; hydrolase activity
Source: RefSeq, a predicted model, not a curated record